This is a messenger RNA of Morone saxatilis (striped sea-bass), 2707 nucleotides long. RefSeq names its product ankyrin repeat domain 10a (gene ankrd10a). The record is from RefSeq and is a predicted model, not a curated record. Gene Ontology annotation, molecular function: protein binding. The coding region runs from base 30 to 1175 and encodes 381 amino acids. Lineage: Eukaryota; Metazoa; Chordata; Actinopteri; Moronidae. The transcript has 6 exons.
UUUCUGUCUGCCACUUUCAUAGUUCACUCAUGUCUGUGGGACUAGAAGCCGAUUUUUCCAGCGACGAGGUGUUUAUGAGCCGGUUUCCCUUCCACCGCGCUUGUCGGGAUGGAGAUGUUGGAGCUUUGGUCUCACUGUCACAGCAGCUCUCAGACCAGCCUCAUCUAACUGUUGAGGACUCCUGCCACGGUUGGACCCCCAUACACUGGGCUGCUCACUACGGACAGCUGGAGUGCGUGGUGCGCCUGGUGCAAAUGGGUUGUGAGGUGAACGCGGUGACAAGCCGCUUCAAUCAGACGCCAACACACACUGCAGCAUUUGGAGGACAUCCUCAGUGUGUGUUGUGGCUGACUCAGGCUGGAGCUGACGUCAACAAACAGGAUUUUGUAGGUGAGGCUCCAGUCCACAAGGCAGCUCGGUCAGGUAGCUUGGAGUGUAUCCAGGUCCUGUUGAUAGCAGGUGCUAAACCCCAUUUAAGGAAUGCCAGUGGGCAGACAGCAGCAGACCUGGCCCUCGCUCACGGCUUCCAUGACUGUUUCUGCCUCAUCUCUAAAACCCAGAAGCACCUGCUGCAGCUCAGCGGACUCCAUGUGAACGGAGUGCAGAAUAGAAACAGUGCCCCGUGUGGUCAGGAGCUGCUCAGCAGAAAGAGGCUGCAGACUGCCAUGGACACUGGUCACAUGAAGAAAGCCAGGAGAGCUGAUAAUGUGGUGCAGAUGCAAAGCAGUGGAGGUGAGGAGCUGGAGAGCAUGAACAUGGAGUCUGCACAGGAGCUCAGCUCAGCAGAUGACACCAAAGCCAUCACCAACGGCCACCAUCACACACCUUAUGCUGACCAGGACGACCUUGAGCCACCCAAAAGCCUCUCCUCAACGUCCCCCCCUCCAGUCGAUCAGCAAGCAGCAGCGGCUGCUCAGCACUCGUUACCUGACAUGUGUGGUUCACUACAUCUGACGGGCAGCCCCAGCAGUUACGUGUCCCACCGGCCGACCUGGUUGGGGCUGAUGGGAGCAGACUGCGGGGACUUCCUGCAUUACGGACACUACCAUGGCUUUGGAGACACGGCAGAGGAACUGAGCGACAGUAGCCGCCUGGACUACAGCAACAGCAUCCAGGCUGAGCACAGAUACAAGCAGGCUGUGGCCAGCACCAUCCACCUGUACCACGGCUCAUAAAGACAGAGGGUUAGCCUAUUAGGGAAGGAUUACUCUGCUAUGCUUUCUCUUAACUUGCAUUACACAACAUUCUGACAUUUGAAAAAAUAAUCAUUUGCUGCCAAUCCCUGAGUCAUUACUACAGAUAUCCAGGACAUAUUUAAUCUAGUUUGAUGAUAUAUUUCUACUUUCAUUGGGUAGAGUUAAAAUAAAUGCAAGGGUUAGGAUAAAUGCUGUGGGCACAGGGCAGGUAGGAUUCUGUAGGUGUUAUGUAAAUGUUGAGGAGCAAAGGAGAGUGGUGUAUAAGCAGAGAAAAAUAAAAACAAGAGCAGAGUCAUUGACAAAGGAGGGAGCAAAAAGAGAGUAUAUGGAGGGGAGGAAAUGGAAAGGGAAAAAAAUCUACUCCAGCUUUUUUUUUUUUUUUAAUCUUUUGUGUCUAUUGUUUUGUUAUUUUCCUUUCCUUUUUUUAAUCAUCCCCUCUCUCCGUUAGGCUAUCUAUCUCUAUCAUUUACCCCCCCACUGAACAGCUCCCCGAAACAAUGGGAGAGAGUCUGUUCAUGUGGAGAAAUAUUUUUUUUAUUUGUUUCAUGUCACACUCAAAAACCUAGUGUUUUGUUUUAGUGAGUAUACUUAAUUGUGUUCCUUUUUCAGCAUGGACAUAUUUCAGACUCAAAAACUGUUUUUCUGUUCUGAAGUUCUGAGUAACAGCAAACUUUUGUUUCCAGGAUUUUGGAUUUAUAUCAAUGAAGAUUAGAUUUGUGACUCAUUGGCUCUGGGGUAGUUGAAUUCUUCACCUGCACUGCAUCUCAAUCUAAUUGGUCAUAAAAAAGUGUUAUAAAAGAGUGUUUUCCCUUUGUUUCCAGCUUACAUAUGACAUUCACUUUGUGGCUUGACAGUUUCUAUGAGCCUGUUGUUCUUUUCUCAACUUCCUGGGUCAACUUCAAAUCUCCAUACUGAAGUUGAGCGUAAAGAAACACCCACACAUUAUUUCUGUAUUUACAACAUUGAUUUGAUUUUUCUGUUAAUCUGCUGCUGGCUGGUUUGCACUAAUAAGGGCUGUCAGGUUGCAUUAUGUGUUAUGCUAUUAUGUUUUGUGUGUGUGUGGACAGUACUUGAGGUGUGUUUUGGGGGAGGCUGUCCUCUCUGAAUGUGGCCUGAUCUGCCGUCCUUCAGCAGGGAGGAACAACUGUACCGACACCCAAAAAAUGCCUUGUGAGCUUUGAUCUACCAAAGGGAAUCUGUUCUGGGUUUGUGUUUUUGUUCAUUUCAUUCAUGUUCAUUUGUUAUAUGUUUUAGAGUAGAUUAGUGUCUUUAUUUAGAGCUGUACUGUAAUCUGAUAUAUCACACUGUAGGAUGAUUGUAACAUACAGUGUGCUGAAGACGUGCUGCCUCUUUUUGUAAACACUAUGUCAGCUGUGUGGGAAUGUGCACUGUAUGCCAAGAAGUGACUUACACCAAGCAGACACUGCUGCUUCUGACAGCUGUUUUUAUACUUGUUCUGGUUUUUGCCUCUUUUCCUAUUAAAACAUGUUUUGUACUUUAAUAAAAAUGGU